AUGGAAAUACCAAUUCGUAUCAUUCAUUUCCUAUCUUGUAUCUACAAAUUUCUUGAGGAUUUUGCUGCUAAUUUUAACGAAAUAGCAACUCAGCAAGACAGGGAAGCAGUUUUACUAUGGUUUCAGCAUUCUUCUCCUUCACUUUAUACGUACGAUUCUGAUAAAGCUAAAAUUAAAAUUUGGCUCUCAACAGUUCUGCUACAUGCGAUUGAUAAAAUCAGCAGCUCCAUGAUCCAGCAUGGAGAAAUUCAAGUGUUGCAUCUUGAAGCAUGGCUAUUGGAAAUUAAGAGAGACUUAGGCAAUCACACAUUACCGGCUAUCCGAAGAUGCAGUGAACAAAUUGACACUGGUGAAUAUGAGUCAAGGGAUGUGAAUUGUGACAGUCUUGACGAAAUUGCUCAUUUUUAUAAGCACUAUAUCACACUAAAGAUUAUCCAUUACCAAACUUCAUCACUUUUUUCUCAAUAUUCUCAAUCGGAAGCUUCUUAUCUCCAAUAUGAGAGAACUCAUUCUCUGUGUGAUCCAAAACUAAUACUAGCUGAUCCUUCAUUAAAAGAUCUCUUCAAUAAGUUAGUCGUGUCUGCUGUAUCGCUUCAUCAAGAAAUGAUUCAUAAGUGUAUUAAUCAACCUCAACAAGAAGUGCUAGAGAAUAUUAAAGCUUGGAAAAGGCGAACGCGAUUACAUUCAGAUGUAUCAACUUUUCCGAUAGCAUCAACAGAUGCUCUUCGAGCAAUUCGAUAUAGGCUUAUAGCUUUGAUGCAGUUACAAGAUAGCAUGAUUGAGUUAAUACAGGAGACCACUACCGUCAUAAGUACUUUAAAUUCAUAUGGUCUUGCUUUGGAGCUUCAGCUAAAUUUCUGCUAUGAAUACACUAAAGGCCUCCUUCAAAUGAAAAAUGAAUUGCUACGUCGAUCAUUUUUCGUCAUGAUUCAAUGUUUCCCUGCUCCUAAAGUAGAUGGUACAAUCACCUGUAAACUAGUGCUUUUAGCUGAUAAUUAUGUAAAAGAAGUAAGUGGAGUUGCUGCUCAUUAUAUAGGAUUUACUGAUCAACAUCGCGAUCAAUAUAAGAUACUGCCAAGGAUGCAAAAGGAACAAUAUCAAAAUGGCGAUCGUGGAGAACUUCUUGUUUCAGAUAUCAAAAUUAAACUCAAUAAAGCAUCCAGAGGAAAUCAAUCCGGGGGCUAUGUAACUGAUUUUCGUUACCAGCUGGGCUUUCAUUGCAACAUCACCACGAUUAAGAAUGUAAAUAUAACGCUUGAAUGCAGGACUUUACCAUUUGUAUUUCGAACUGGAAGAGCUCAAAAUGCGAAAGCUCAGUCGACAUUGGCUUGGGAUAAUUACUUCUUGGAUGAUGUUGAUACAAUUGAUAUUAAUUGUCUUAAACAUGAAGAGAAAAUUACGUUUGCGCAACUUGAAGAAAUUUUACAAUGCGAAUUUAAACGUCGUCUUGGCAAACCCUUAACGCCAGCCAACUUAGACUUCUUAAAGAGUAGAGAAAUUCAUACUAGUUAUAGCAGAAAUGAAGACUUCAUCUCAUGGGACGAUUUUCAUUACUUAACAAAACUAGGCAAUAAAAAUAAGUCAUGCAGUGUUGGUGAAUGGAUCUUUACGUGUUUAGAGGUUCUAGCUAAGCCUGAAAAUUCACUUCUUCGCAUGUGGCAAGAUGAGAUUUUAAUUGACGGAAGGCUUAAUUCAAGUAUUUUAUGUCCGAAACAAAUACCAAUAGCAGAUUUAAUGCGAUAUCGAAAGAAGCAUAAAUCAGAAAUCCUUGUUGGAUACGAUACCUCAUUCCCGAUUCUAUCGGUAUAG
Messenger RNA from Trichoplax adhaerens, 1809 nucleotides. RefSeq lists its product as uncharacterized. Gene Ontology annotation, biological process: regulation of cell population proliferation; cell surface receptor signaling pathway via JAK-STAT; defense response. The transcript has 19 exons. Gene Ontology annotation, molecular function: RNA polymerase II cis-regulatory region sequence-specific DNA binding; DNA-binding transcription factor activity, RNA polymerase II-specific. Lineage: Eukaryota; Metazoa; Placozoa; Uniplacotomia; Trichoplacea; Trichoplacidae. The record is from RefSeq and is a predicted model, not a curated record. The coding region runs from base 1 to 1809 and encodes 602 amino acids.